Molecule: messenger RNA, 552 nt
Organism: Adineta ricciae
Lineage: Eukaryota; Metazoa; Rotifera; Eurotatoria; Adinetida; Adinetidae
Source: the annotation of a GenBank genome assembly
AUGACUUCAAUGUAUGGCGGUAUACUUUGCACUGCUGUAAUUAUCUUAGCCGGCAUCAGUAUACAAAACAACAAUACACCUCUGUUAAACACUUAUUUAUCUAAAAAUAUUUCGUCUACAAAACCAUAUGCUACAUUUGAAGAAUUCUAUCCAUUCUAUCUGACUGAACAUAGUCAAAAAACGACUCGACAAUUUCAUUACGUAGGCACAACUCUGUUUUUUCUUUAUCUUCUUACAACACCGAUUCUCUCCAUUUCACUUCUUGCUGGUGGUCUAGCUGCUUAUGCUACCAUUCCAUUCUCUCGUCAUUUAUCUACUGGUCUAUCUGAAGUAGCGGUAUUUCUCACAGUUUACUUUCUCAGUGGAAAGCUUCUAACACGUUCAUUCAUCAAAACAGCGAUUCCACUCCUACUGGGAUACGGAUUUUCGUGGAUUGGUCAUUUCGGUUUCGAACACAAUAAACCAGCUGCAUUCAUUUAUCCGACGUACAGUUUCUUUGGUGACAUUCAUAUGAUGUACGAUGCAAUCAGAGAUCAAUUGACUCUAGAUUGA